AUGGAGGAGGGCGGCCGGAGCCCCCGGGAGGAGGCGGCCGAGCCGCAGGAGUCCGGCGGCGACGCGGAGCCGGGCGGCGGGCGGCGGGGGCUGCUGCUCCCCCCCGGUGAUCCCCCGCACCCCCACCCGCACCCGCACCGCAUCACCAACUUCUUCAUCGACAACAUCCUGCGGCCCGAGUUCGGGCGGAGGAAGGAGGCGGGCGGCCCCGACGGAGAGCCCCGGCGGCCCGGCGCGGAGAGCCGCCGCAGCCCCGCCGCGGCGCCGGCCCCCGGGGCUCCGCUGCCCGGCGGCGGGGCGGGCUCGCCGGGCCGGGGGGAGGGCGGCCCCGCCGGGCUGGCCCUGCACGGCGCCGCCAAGAAGGGGGGGGACCCCGCGGCGCUGGAGGCGGCCCUGAAGGCGCGGGGGCUGAGCGGCGGCGACCUGUCGGUGAGCUCGGACUCGGAUAGCUCCCAGGCCAGCUCCAACGCCGGGAACCAGCCCAUGCUGUGGCCCGCCUGGGUGUACUGCACGCGGUACUCGGACCGGCCCUCCUCAGGUCCCCGCUCCCGCAAACCAAAGAAGAAGAACCCCAACAAGGAGGACAAGCGGCCUCGCACCGCCUUCACCGCCGAGCAGCUGCAGAGACUCAAGGCCGAGUUCCAGACGAACCGGUACCUGACGGAGCAGCGGCGGCAGAGCCUGGCCCAGGAGCUCGGGCUCAACGAGUCCCAGAUCAAAAUCUGGUUCCAGAACAAACGAGCCAAGAUCAAGAAGGCGACGGGCAGUAAGAACUCCCUGGCAGUGCACCUCAUGGCCCAGGGGCUCUACAACCACUCCACCACGGCGAAAGACGGCAAGUCGGACAGUGAAUAG
Messenger RNA from Poecile atricapillus (Black-capped chickadee), 855 nucleotides. It is a transcript of the gene EN2, whose product is annotated as engrailed homeobox 2. The record is from RefSeq and is a predicted model, not a curated record. Gene Ontology annotation, cellular component: nucleus. Gene Ontology annotation, molecular function: RNA polymerase II cis-regulatory region sequence-specific DNA binding; DNA-binding transcription factor activity, RNA polymerase II-specific. Gene Ontology annotation, biological process: multicellular organism development; regulation of transcription by RNA polymerase II; neuron differentiation. Lineage: Eukaryota; Metazoa; Chordata; Aves; Passeriformes; Paridae.